Messenger RNA from Colletotrichum fioriniae, 1845 nucleotides. RefSeq lists its product as uncharacterized. NCBI's taxonomy places the organism in Eukaryota, Fungi, Ascomycota, Sordariomycetes, Glomerellales, Glomerellaceae. The record is from RefSeq and is a predicted model, not a curated record.
AUGCGCGAUGGCAUGGAGGAGAAGUCUGGUCCUGAGGCGUACCAAAGCCGAGUUGUCAAGGCCGGUAUCAUGAUGCAAGAGGGUGGAUAUAGCAAGAAGGACUUCGACUUGAUCACGGAUAUCCUAGGUGGUAUGGCACCUGAUGGCUCGCCAACGGUUCAGACUAGGGCAAACUACCCGCGUCAUCUUCGUGUUGAGCAAGGCGCAUGGGCAGCUCAGAUCCGUACGACUCGAAAUGCACAAGAAGCUUGGGCCCUGUUCAAACAUCCCCCAGAACAAGGGAUGAAGCCUACGUUUGAGGUGUACAGAGAGUUGAUAGCCAAGCUCUCUGCGAAGCCAGCAAAAUCCGGGCAUCACAACCUCCCCGGAGAUGGGAGGGAGGUUUUCCCCUACAACGACGAGAACCUGAGCGACUUCGAGAGGGCGCGGACCAACCCACCCAGCAUUCGCAAGAUUGUGGAAGAGAUGUACAACGCGGAUAUUCCCAUUUGCGGAGCAUUCUUGGCUGGACUCAUCAAGCAGUCACCAAGCGUUGACAUCGCUUUGCAUCAUGUCGAUUGCAGUAGCUUGGAGGACGGACUCAAAAGCAGCAUUAGGCAGAGCCUGAAAGACUACCAAGGUCUCACGGGGAGUGCGUUGACCAACCCGCCCCACGACAUACUACAUGCAUUCAUCGACCUGCUUUGUCGCCUCCAGCCAAACCGAACAUCGAAUACACCCUCGCACAUCUCCAACAAGAGCAUGUAUAGCAUCCACUAUGCAUUUCAACUUGCGCAAAUGGGCUGGACUUCAGCCGACAUCUCUGGCCGGGCGCCAUGGGAGACGAUACUCUUUAACUUGGGCAGAUCCAACAUCAUGGUCAGCAACAGCAAGCCCCGCGAGAACAAUAUCGAAGUCUUGCAUCUGGCGAUCAAAGCCCUAAAGAUGGCUGAGGGACAUUCCGGACUCAAUCUCAACAUGAUCACUGCAUUUGCCAGUGUACUACGGAAAGCGGUUCAGCCCCGACUUGCCGCCUUGCUUACCAUAGAUGCGGCCAAAUCGCCAAUUCGUUCUGAGGAACAACCAACUGACGAAAUGGAAACGGGAAGCCUGCGCGUAGAAGACACGGCUGCUUCACGGACUAUAGACGAAGAUGAAGAGUUUCUGUCGCUAUAUCAAGCGCAGAAUAGCAAAAUCAAGAGCCCCAAGGGCCGCAUCUAUCGACUUCAUAGCUCUUUCAGUAAGCUAUCAUAUCGCCAAAUCCUUACCCCUAUCUUCCAAAGCGAAGAGCUGGGUCACGGCCACACAGCAAUCGAGACAGUCCAAAAAGCGUCGAGCCAACUCAAAGCUGCGUGGAGAGCGCUCGCCACUCUAGGUCCCGCGCCCAAACCCGAUGUUAACAAGCUCGUGACAGCAGCUACGAUCAACACGUACAUGCGCACACUCGCGUUCCUUGGCGAUCGCGAGGAGAUGGUCCUGCUAAUGUGGUGGGUCAUCCGCGAGUGGACUCCCAAGGCCGGUGAUGACCUUUCCCUGGCGCACGCGCGGUACCUUGCGAGGGCAUUCCGUGCGUUUCGAGCCUACGCGGAACCUUUGCUCGACCAGGAGACAGUGAUGGCUUUACGCGAGGAGGUCACGGCAAUGAGCGGUAGCAGGAAUGGGGGAUCGAUGCACUGGCCUUCCGAUGAAGAGGUGGAGGAGUAUAUAUACGAGGAUGAGUGGGGAAACCAUCAGAAUCUACACGAAGUCAUCAAGCGUGGCCUGGCCAUUGGGCGAGAGCAACCUGGGCUGGAAGAAGACAUCCGGGAGAAAGAGACAUCCAACGGGAAGUGUCGGAUAGGGGGUGGACGUGUAAGAUAUGUGUAA